UAGACAGAAACAAUGGCCAAUGUGUGCAUGGCCCCCUGUUGCCAGGGGGAACAGUGGGGUUUUAUUGGUCGGUUGAACUAGUUUGAAGGAAGGUAUACUAAUCUGAUUAGCAAUGGCUUCAAAUCGGCUCCUCUAAUCCCACAGCACAUGCUGGUGCAAGCUAAAGGCUCCAAAAGUUCCGUACUGGAUACAACCUUUUCUUUGAACUCUCAUCGUUGUUUGGUUCUGUCUGACUGUGUUUGGAUCUACUCUUUGGAAAGUCUUACACUAUACACCUAGAGUAUUAUAAUAUUCUGCCCAUUCAAGACGGACCUCCUGAUCCGUUAUAUCUCGAUGGAUUAGGAUUCCUGAAUGCUUACGGUUUUGCAUUGGGCCACUGCAAGAACAAAACAGUGAAGAUGUUGCGUAGGAAAAGUGAGUUUUUCGUUUUCAUGGACAGCGUUCGCUCGUCUAGAUCUGAGCCCGUUGAGGAGGACAAGUUACAGUCGAGUCCGUUUGACGAAUAUCUGCAGGUGCUACUUGAUAUGAAGAUCACCAGCAAUGAUCAGUUUGACAACUUGGAGAAACACACACAGUGGGGAAUCGAAUUUGUCGACCGGUACUCUAAAUUCGUCAAGGAACGAUCAGAGAUUGAAACCAGCUAUGCAAAGCAAAUCAGGAAUCUAUCGAAGAAGUAUCAACCCAAGAAGAACUCACGAGAGGAAGAGGAGAACAGGUACUCUUCCUGUCGAGCCUUUGUGUCCACCCUCAAUGAGCUGAACGACUACGCCGGCCAACAUGAGGUCAUCUCGGAGAACCUCACCGCCAACAUCGUGGCUGAGCUCGCGCGCUACCUCCAAGAGCUCAAGAGCGAGAGAAAGUCGCACUUCCACGACGGACGCAAGGCGCAGCAGCAGAUCGAGAGCUCGUGGAAGACGCUGGAAGCAUGUAAAAGAAAAUUUGAGAGGGACUGCAAAGAGGCGGAGCGAGCACAGCAGCACUUUGAGAAGAUGGACGCCGACAUUAAUGUGACGAAAGCGGACGUAGAAAAGGCUCGCCAGCAGGCUCAGGUCAGGCACCAGAUGGCUUCGGACAGCAAGAACGAAUACUCGGCCUACCUGCAGAAGUUCAACCAGGAGCAAAACGACCAUUAUUACAGCGUCAUCCCCAACAUAUUCCAGAAAAUCCAAGAGAUGGAGGAGAAGAGGAUUGAGCGGGUGGGAGACUGCAUGAAGACGUUCGCCGACGUCGACCGCCAGGUGCUGCCCAUCGUGGGGAAGUGUCUGGACGGCAUGACCAAGGCCGCAGAGUCCAUCGAUGCCAAAACUGACUCCCAGCUGGUGGUGGAGUCCUACAAAUCCGGGUUCGAGCCCCCGGGAGACGUGGACUUUGAGGACUACGGCCAGGCCAUCACGAGGACGACGUCGGAGACCAGCCUGUCCAACCCCAGGGAGAGCAAGGAGAAGCCGGGCGGGAAGAGCAAAGGCAAGCUGUGGCCUUUCAUCAAGAACAAGAACAAGCUUAUGUCCCUGUUAGUAUCCCCCCACCAGCCCCCCCCAGCCCCCCCUACCUCAGCCCCGCCCUCACCCUCUGCUGUUCCCAACGACUCCCAGUCUCCCAAGCAGCACAAGGAGCCCCUCUCCCACCGUCUCAACGACUUCAUGGCUUCAAAACCCAAAAUGCAUUGUCUCAGGAGCCUGAGGCGUGGGCUUUCUCUCAAGCUGAUCACCCUCAAUUCCCACAUCCGGAAUCUCAUUGAGGGCUCUGGACCAGAAGACUUCAGCCACCUGCCGCCGGAGCAGAGGAGGAAGAAGCUGCAGGGGAAGAUAGACGAGCUGAACAAAGACAUACAGAAAGAGAUGGACCAAAGGGACGCCCUGACCAAGAUGAAGGACGUGUACGUGAAGAACCCGGCCAUGGGGGACCCGGCCAGCGUGGACCCCCGCCUCGGGGAGUUAGCCCAGAGCAUCGAGAAGCUCCAGUACGAGGUGCAGAAGUUUGAGGGCUGGCUGGCCGAGGUGGAGGGAAGGAUGCCGUCAAAGAGUGACCCCCAGAAGAGACAGAGCGGGCUGUACCAGACCACCGGCCAGAACAACACCCCCAUGGGGAGCAACUGUGCCCAGGACAGAGAGAGCCCGGAUGGUAGCUACACGGAGGAGCAGAGCUCAGAGACUCAGGUCAAGGCCCAGGCCCCGAGUGCCAACCCCGGGCCCCUCCCCACCUCCAGCACGCCCGAGUUUGACGACGAGUUUGACGAGGAGGAAGCCCUGCCCACCAUUGGCACCUGCAAAGCCCUGUACCCCUUUGAAGGUCACAAUGAAGGAACCAUCUCGGUGGCAGAGGGGGAGCUGCUGUUCGUCAUCGAGGAGGACAAAGGGGACGGGUGGACCCGCGUGCGCCGCAACGAGGACGAGGAGGGCUACGUGCCCUCGUCCUACGUCGAGGUCUUUUUGGAAAGCAACGCCAAAGAUUCCUAAAAGUGUGAGGCUGGUCGGGGAAUGGCAGGGCAAGCAGCCUGGGAGAAAGCCACCGUUUUCCUCGAGCGAGAAAUAUAAAAUAGAACAGAACGCUGAUCUUUAAGGAUUCAACCAAUAACAAAACAGUUGAAACUGACACCGAAACAGUUUCCGAAUUCUGUAGCGUUAAACUCAAGCCGUGUGAGAACAAACACAUUUCACAUCACACCUAGACGACAACAAUCACCGAUAAUGUUACCUUUCUACAAUUAAUAUUAUUCUUAUUACUAUUAUGAUUAUUAUAAUUUGCGUCUUUUUAGCCGUGCUUUGCUUCAUGACCCAACUAACUCCGUGCCGUGCGUGGUCUUGACAGCAGCUCUUGGCUUUCUCGCUCCGAAUGCCCCACCCCCAAGUCAACCCCCACCCCAACCCGAAACAGGCAGGGGGAGGGCGUGGUCAGAGAAAGGCCGAGGACGACCACCCAGAAUGCCAUUUUACCUCAUAUGAUCGAAGCAUUGGAAGAAGCCCGCCACUCCCAUCCUACCACGUGUGUGUGUGUGUGUGUGUGUGUGUGUGUGUGUGUGUGUGUGUGUGUGUGUGUGUGUGUGUGUGUGUGUGUGUGUGUGUGUGUGUGUGUGUGUGUGUGUGUGUGUGUGUGUGUUCGGGAGCCUAUCUAUGAGCAAGGCCACGCCCACCUCAUCACCACUCAUUCAAGUCCCUCCAAAGUCAGCUCCCCUGAUGUUUUCUUUUGCCGUUUUCAACCGAGCGUGGUUCUAACUUAUCGGACUGGAUCUGACCACGUAUUCCACGUGUUUCCCAACUGCAUGAGUACUCCCCAUGCCCCUCAUUCCCCAUGCCACACUAUGUAUGGCAUGGUUAUCAACACAGGGACAUGAAUGCCACCAUUGGUUGAAAGGACGAUGGAUCCACAUCACUGACCACCUCCACCUUUGAGUCUUCCUCACUGCCUCGCCGCGGGGGUGUUUGUCCGUCUCUCUCUGACCACACCCACUAAUCACCUCCUCUCCCCCAAAUCCCAAGAACCCAGCCUCAGGCAGCAGAGCCUGAGCGUGUUGCCCCCUGGGGUGGGGGGGCUGUACUGCAUGCUUGCCCUGUCUCCUCCUCGCUGCUGAAAGACCAGCGGUCCCCCCCUCCCUCCACAGCCUCUGGUCUUUCUGCUAACCCCCCCCCCCUCCCAAUGCCUGUCUUGUCUUUUUUAAUGGAUUAAUGAACCUGUGACGCCGCCUUUGUUUCGGGGUUCUGUGCCUGUGGUCGUCUUUUUACUGUUUGUUUUUGUGUUUUUACAGUUUUUGUUUUGUUUUGUUCUCUGUCUGUCCGUUAGUGAUCGAACCACAACGUUGUUUGAGAAAUCAUGUCUGUUUGUCUGUUUUUUUUUAUUAACGGUUGACUGCAGUGAUUUUAUUUUUUUAAUCCAGUCACUGAUCACACUGCCACACACAGUUUAGAGACCAAGCCGAUAUGAGGGUGAUGUGGCGCCUGACAUGUGGUCCACUCUCUUCUGUUAUACUGUAGAUGAACAGUGUUAUGUGUUUGUAUGUGAUAUGUGGAGUGUUGAACCAUGGUUUUAGUUUACAGGUAUCCCUGUGUGGACGCAGGCGUUACGAUCGCCCCCACAUGAGACAAACAAUCCAAAAACAACUAAGCCCCGAAUUAAAAAUCAUCAACAGUAUUGAUCACGUCCACAGCCUGGUCUGCUACUGUUUAUUGUAUAUUGUAUAUAAUUAUGUACUGUGAUUAACUCCCUGAUCAUUUCUCUGCGUCUGUGGUGGGAAACAUGAGACAUUAGCAAUGUGUAUGGAGUAUCAUUCUAUCACUGUUUUAUAUUGGAGAAUGCUACUAUCUCUGAUAUCAAUGGAAUGGAGGUAUAAUGUUCAUAAUAUAAAUAUAUAUAAUAAUACUUAGGGGCAUAAAAUAAACAGAGUUUGUUUUUGUGGAUUUCAAAGAAUAAUGUCCACCAUUUCGCUUUAUAAAGGCACAUACAUUAUCAUUUUUCUUUUAACCUUUUUUGUGUCAAGUCGAAUAAUUGUAUGUCUUGGUUUUAUUUUUAUUGCAAGAGUGCUUUGAAGCUGGAUGCGUACGUUGAAUCGCUUGGCGGGUCGUCAGUUCUUCUUUAAUAACAGUGAGGCUGAAGUCCCUUAACUGCAUUCCACGCGGCAACAUCAGGAACCCAUUACGAUCAUUGACUGAAGAGCCACUGCUGAAAGGUUAACACACGUGCUAGGUUUUAAACAGUAUGAAUUAAACUUAUUGAGUUGUUUAUUGUCAUUCAAGGAUUACAUUGAAGCUCUGCUUGUGGCUAUAAAAGCUCUAAAAUACACACGUUUAUUUGGGUCCCAGUAACCUCACAACUGGAUUUAAUAAGGCAGAGUCGCCGUGCGUUUAUUAGUUAUUAAGUGAUUAACGUCAUUUUAAAAAGUUUUUCAGAAUUGUGGGUCAAGACAGAAGAUUUAUAGCGCCCAAGUACACACACACACACACACACACACACACACACACACACACACACACACACACACACACACACACACACACACACACACACUGAGAAAGAGGCGGACAGUGUGUACCUCCUAGACGCCGGAGCGGACUGCCUGUACAGAAGGAAUUUGACACGUUGGAGUCAGAGAGAAUAUAUAUGCAUAUAUGAAUAAAGUUUAAACUAAAGAAGAAAAAGGAAAUCUAUUUUAACUAUUGAAGAUCUUACCGUUAUUUCUUUUUUUCUUUCUGUCUCCCUGCUUUUUGCUGUGUAAAGACUGUUUAUUUUCUUUUUUGUAAGGUAUACCGACUGGUGGGAUUUGCACUUGUUGUCUGUAUUCCCUUUGGUAGAAGACGCUUGAGUUCUGGAGCACUGAAAGUUUUGCAUUGUGUUUAUCGUGCCAAUUAAAAUAUACCUGGAAAGCA
Messenger RNA from Gadus macrocephalus (Pacific cod), 5357 nucleotides. It is a transcript of the gene fnbp1b, whose product is annotated as formin-binding protein 1. Gene Ontology annotation, molecular function: protein binding. The record is from RefSeq and is a predicted model, not a curated record. Gene Ontology annotation, biological process: signal transduction; endocytosis. NCBI's taxonomy places the organism in Eukaryota, Metazoa, Chordata, Actinopteri, Gadiformes, Gadidae. The transcript has 18 exons. The coding region runs from base 399 to 2456 and encodes 685 amino acids.